AUGAGCAAAUUCGGAGUUCUCGUCAUGGGCCCAGCUGGGGCAGGCAAAUCAACCUUCUGCUCAGCCCUCAUAACCCACCUGCAAAACAACCGCCGCGCCUGCUUCUACGUGAACCUCGACCCCGCCGCCGAAACCUUCACCCACGAGCCCGAUCUCGACAUCAAAGACCUCAUCUCGCUCGAAGAUGUCAUGGAGGAAAUGGGCCUCGGCCCAAACGGGGGUCUCAUCUACUGCUUCGAAUUCCUACUCGAGAAUCUCGAAUGGCUAGGCGAUGCCCUGGAUCCUCUGACUGAGGAAUACCUCAUUAUAAUCGAUAUGCCGGGCCAGAUUGAACUCUAUACGCAUAUUCCCAUAUUACCUGCGCUGGUGAAGCAUCUGACCAAGACGGGGGCGCUGGAUGUCAAUCUCUGUGCUGCGUAUUUGCUCGAAGCUACCUUUGUGGUUGAUAGGGCCAAAUUCUUUUCGGGGACGCUGAGUGCCAUGAGUGCGAUGAUCAUGUUGGAGGUGCCGCAUGUUAAUAUAUUGUCUAAGAUGGAUUUGGUGAAAGGGCAGAUUGCGAAACGGGAGUUGAAGCGCUUUCUAGACCCCGAUACUACGUUACUGGACGACGAACCGGUGGCAGAAGGGGAUGAAGAUAAUGGAGAAGGUGGACCAGGCGAAACGGAGACGUUGAUGAGGGGGAAGAGCUUCAAGAGGCUGAACAGGGCCGUGGCGGGGCUGAUUGAUAGCUUUAGCAUGGUGUCGUACCUACAGCUAAAUGUACAGGAUGAAGAUAGUGUAGGUGGUAUAUUGAGCUAUGUCGAUGAUGCGAUUCAAUUCCAUGAGGCACAGGAGCCUAGAGAGCUUGUCGAUCAUGAUAUGGAUGAGGAGCAGGCGGACAUGGAAUGA
Messenger RNA from Lachnellula hyalina, 888 nucleotides. Its product is annotated as GPN-loop GTPase. The record is from RefSeq and is a predicted model, not a curated record. Lineage: Eukaryota; Fungi; Ascomycota; Leotiomycetes; Helotiales; Lachnaceae. Gene Ontology annotation, molecular function: GTPase activity. Bases 1 to 888 code for a protein of 295 amino acids. The transcript has 2 exons.